AUGAACAGUGGCAAGGCAACUCGAGGAUUCUCAGGACUGUUCUGUUUGUGGGAGAAGCCCCCAGGUGCCCAGGGCAUGGCAGUAGAAACUUGUGUGUGUGUGUGGGAGAAGCCCCCAGGUGCCCAGGGCAUGGCAGUAGAAACUUGGCAGGGGAGCCCUCUGCACGUGGGAUGUACUUCAACAUGGAUGUGGACCUGGGACCAUCACAGACUCUGGAACUGUCAGGAAUCUGAGAAUCAGGACAGCAGGCUGUUCCCACUAGGCAGUGAGCAUAACGGUCAAGGUGUCGACUGGACCCUCCGCCUCCUUCUCCCAGGACAACAUCUUGUUGGCUACACAGUCCUUGCUGCCAGAGUUGGUGGGGGCAGGGAACCACCCAGUCUGUAUCUGUGA
Messenger RNA from Rangifer tarandus platyrhynchus (Svalbard reindeer), 393 nucleotides. Lineage: Eukaryota; Metazoa; Chordata; Mammalia; Artiodactyla; Cervidae. The record is from the annotation of a GenBank genome assembly.